CUCAAAAUAGUUCCAUACUGCAGAAGAUAAAAGAGUUGUCUUCAAGCCGAAGUACAUAAGUUAGCUUACUUGCCACCAUCAUGCUUGACCGCCAAGCCUUGCGGGACCCCUAGCACAUGCCGUCAUUCGCUCAGCGACAACUUUCGCGCAUGUCACCAGUUAAACGAGAAACAUCUUAUCAGAACUACAAGUGUUGCUGCUUUCAGCAGAGUUAUAUUGCGGAGUCCACGUCGCUGCGAAGUGGUAGAGGCUGCAAGUUCCUCCGGCGGUCAGCGCGCCACGUUCUGUUUUUUCCCCCCUCGGCCAGUUUCGAUAUCCUCGAUGAAACUGGAUCUUUCGAGGAAAAGCAACAAACAUGAAUAACGAGCAAUUCCGCCGUCUUAUACUUGACCAGACGCCGGCUAGAGAUAAGGAUCAAAGUCCAAAUGGAUCUUCUCCGCGACAACAAGGGAAGUCUGCGGUCGGGGGCGCGACUCCCGGUGUGCUUGGGUCGAGAAUGCGAUCGAGCAUCCCGAUGACGCCUCGCUCUGUGAAAGGUGUUGACUUCGCCCGUCAGCUCGCUGAGCAUCGUCGCGAGUCGCAACAGCCGCCUACGAAGAAGUUCAAAUCUUCCGCCGCCCCGAAGGGAACCAAGCUUGCAGCGGGCUAUCAGGACCGCUCGAUAUUGCGAAGGAAACAGGAUGAGGAGGAAGCAGAGGCUGAGGAUAAAGAGAAGCGCGUCAAGGCGUUGGAGGAGUUGGUGAAACUGGGUCAGAUCGACCAGGCUACGUUCGAGAAACUGCGGGCGGAGAUUGGGGUCGGUGGUGAUGUGAGCAGUACGCAUCUGGUCAAGGGACUAGAUUGGAAUCUGCUGAAGCGUGUCAAGGCGGGGGAGGAUAUUACGAAGCCUGUAGAAGAAGAAACUCCCGAGGCUGAGGCCCCCGAAGCAGUUGAGGAUGUUGAUGAUGAGUUUGACCGUAUACUGGAUGAGAAGGAGAAGGAUGUCCGACCUGUUGCUCCCAAGGAAGAAAAGGUUAAGAAAGGAAAUAUGGCUCCUCCGCCUCCGCCUGCUAGCACAGGGCAGAAGAGGUCAAGAGACGAGAUUCUAAAGCAGCUUAAGGCAAGCAGAGCAGCGGCAGCUGCGGCUCCUGUUCAACCCGCUCCUCAGCAGACUGGUCCUGCGUUGGGUUCGAAAUUCAAGAAGAUUGGAGACAACAAGCAGCGCUGGAUUGAACAAGACGAGACUGGAAGACGGAGGGAGGUUCUGAUUACGAAAGAUGCCGAGGGAAGGACAAAGAAGAAGGUUAGAUAUCUGGACAAACCUGGAGAACAGAAUGGUGGCCUGCUGGCUCCUGAUAAGAGCGCAAAACCUCUAGGAAUGGAGGUUCCUGCUGAAAUCGCGGCGAAGAUAGCUGCGACACCGGAGGCAGAAGAGGACGGAGACAUUUUCGAGGGUGUUGGCGCAGACUACAACCCUCUGGGUGAUCUUGGUGACGAGGAAAGUUCUUCUGAAUCCGAAGAUGAGGCUGCCGCCGUUGAAAAGGAUGCUGUAGCAUCCACGGCUCCACCACCACCGGAACCUGCUUCCACUGAGACAGCUGAGAAAGCAACUGCGGCUCCGGCGAAACCUCGCAAUUAUUUCUCGACACCUACUACUGCAGAGACAGCGGAAUCCUCCCGUGCCAAUCCAUUUGCCACGGAUCCGACGAUCAUGGCGGCUUUGAAGAGGGCGGCUCAGCUCCGACAAGCAGCGGAAUCUGAGGAAGUGGCCGGUGAAGAAGACGCUGACGCGGAGACCCUCGCGCGACGGAAGAAGUUCCUGGAAGAAGCGAAGCGGCGUGAGGCUCAAGAUGCGAUGGAUAUGGACUAUGGAUUCGGCAGUAGUCGUAUCGAAGAUGAGGAAGACGAAGAAGGGCCGACCUGGGAGGAGAGAGGUGGCAAUAAGCGCAAACGGGGUCCAAAGAAGCGCAAGGGUAAUAAGGAUAGUGCUGCUGAUGUUUUAAGGGUCCUCGAUGCGAGAAGCAAAGGGGACAAGGGCAAGGAGUAGACACAGUAUAGUCAUGGUUAACCUUCCCAAUAUGAUACCAGAGGUCGUGAAGCAUCAUUGUUGCUCUUUGGACCGACCUCAUAAUGCAAA
Messenger RNA from Paecilomyces variotii, 2116 nucleotides. RefSeq lists its product as hypothetical. The coding region runs from base 356 to 2026 and encodes 556 amino acids. Gene Ontology annotation, cellular component: nucleus. The transcript is spliced from 2 exons. Gene Ontology annotation, biological process: mRNA splicing, via spliceosome. Lineage: Eukaryota; Fungi; Ascomycota; Eurotiomycetes; Eurotiales; Thermoascaceae. The record is from RefSeq and is a predicted model, not a curated record.